Molecule: messenger RNA, 1680 nt
Organism: Anolis carolinensis (green anole)
Lineage: Eukaryota; Metazoa; Chordata; Lepidosauria; Squamata; Anolidae
Gene: e2f6
Product: E2F transcription factor 6
Exons: 7
Coding region: 14-832 (272 amino acids)
Biological process (GO): regulation of transcription by RNA polymerase II
Cellular component (GO): RNA polymerase II transcription regulator complex
Molecular function (GO): protein dimerization activity; DNA-binding transcription factor activity, RNA polymerase II-specific; RNA polymerase II cis-regulatory region sequence-specific DNA binding
Source: RefSeq, a predicted model, not a curated record
GAAAGGGAGAGCAAUGAAGGCGGGCCCUGCUGCCUCUGCCUCGUCACCCGGGGCUCCUCCCACCCGAGGAGGAAGAGGAAGAGGCCGGGCCAAGAUGGCGGCCCCCGUCUCGCCCGAGAGCUUGGAGGAGCCGCUGGACUGUCAGGAAUCGGGAUUUAAAACCGAAAAUGAAGAUGAUCUGCAGUUUCUAUCUGUCAGCAAUCAGAAAGUAGAUGAAGGUGCAACUUUUGUGAGAGUUAGAAAGUUUGGGAAAAACAAAACACGUUAUGACGGCUCUCUAGUUCAUUUGACCCAGCGAUUCAUGGAGCUUCUCAGAACUGCUCCACAAGGUGUCCUCGAUUUGAAUGAGGUUUCCCGUAAGCUCGGAGUGCGGAAACGAAGAGUGUAUGAUAUCACAAAUGUGCUAGAUGGAAUACAUCUUAUUCAGAAAAGAUCCAAGAAUCAUAUUGAGUGGGUUGGAUCAGAUAUUAAGAACAUCACUAGAAGGACACCAGAGCAGCAAAAGUUACGAGAUGAAAUUUAUGAUUUAACAAUAAUGGAAGAAGCACUGGAUGAAUUAAUCAAGGACUGUGCUCACCAGUUGUUUGAUUUAACAGACGAUAAAGAAAACUCAAGAUUAGCUUACGUCACCUAUCAAGAUAUUCGUAGCAUUCAGGCAUUUCAAGACCAGAUUAUUAUUGCCAUUAAGGCACCUGAAGAAACCAGAAUGGAGGUGCCACCUCCUAAAAUGAACUGUAUAGAAGUCUGUAUAAAGAGUACAAAGGGUCCUAUUGAUGUUUUUCUAUGUGAGGUGCCACCACAGAAACCAGAAGCCGAUGCUUUGGAAAAGUGAGCAACAUGAGAAAUUAACAGCAUUUUUGUACUGCUAAAAUACUUGAUUUCUGAACUUCAGCUUCAUGGACCUCACAGGCUUUAAUUCCCUAACGGCUUGCACAAAGAGAAGAAAUGUUUGUCAUGCCUGCAUUAAAGAGAUCAAGAGGAGACUAAAAUUACAAGAUUCCUCUCCACAUCAAGCUAAUCGUCUAUUUUCAAUAAAGAAUCAUCUUCCUUAGACUACUCUUCCCACAAAGAGCUUUUUUGCUCUGGUUCAUUCCCACCAACCAAAUGGCAGUGACAGAACUGCAGUUCUGUCAUGUAAGACAGCCUUAAGCUACAUUCCCAAAUCAUAGCUUGGGUUUAUCUUUUGUAUAAGUUUGAAUGUAUAUACUGUACUAGAUCCCCUAGUUCCCUGUGAGUUGCCACUUAAGUGGAAGUGGUAAUAAUUAAAGUUGCAGUUAUGGCUUAGCUGUCAGAACUGAAUCUGCAGCCAAAUGUAUUCAGAAAGGGAUAGCUUUGAAAAAAUGCACUUUUAUUCUGAAACAGCACUCCUGCUAGGCAGAAUUAUUGAACAUAUAUUAAAAAUAUUGAAAAUUUGGGAGAUGAGAUACCGUGCACUCGAAUAGAUUAGGAAAAAACUAUGCACUAUAUUAUAUGUGUUCAUAUGAGAGGCAUUAAAUUCAGUUUGGAAUCAUGGCUGUUAAGUUUUGAAAAAAUUGAAAUGGCUUGGGUCAUAUGUAUUUGUGUGUGCAUAUGUAUAUAUUGUGUAUCAUGUUUAAAUGGUCACUAAUGGAAAUCUUGCCAGUGUGAGCAGCACGCUUGCCUCUGUACAGAAACAAUAAACGUAAAUUUGUAAAUAUUAAA